UCAAGCUAAUAAUUUUGUGCUAGUUUGUAUGAGAAAAACUACGUUUGCCGUAGUUAAGAAUAGAUUUCUACGGAACAGUGAGAGCACGAAGAGUUAAAAUCAGGAAAUUUGUCUGCUUUCUGUAUUGUGACGUAUUACAAAUCUCUGCUUUCAGUAAGGUGUUCGAUACAGACUGAUUUUCGUAUUGUGUAUAAAUACAAAAUUAAUAUUUUUCGUGUCAGUACAUGGUCAUCAGUAAAUUAGAACCUAAUCGGUAAUUAUAAUGCCGCUUGUAAAAUUGCCGUGGAAAAGUAACACAGUCGUACGACAGGAAAAAUGGAACUUUUCAGAUUCGGUAAUGGUAGUGCAUAGAGUGUGCGACGAGUUGUUUUCAUCUCUCCACCAGAGUAGCGCUGAGGGUUGUAAUGAUACACAACUUCCAUUAAAAUGAACGUUAAUUAAUAAGUGGGCAUGGGUUCUGAUCAACAGUUCUGUCUGCGAUGGCACAAUUACCAGAGUAACCUUCUUGCAACAUUACCGCAGUUCUUGGACAGUGACAAUCUGACUGAUGUCACAUUAUCAGCUGGUGGACGAAGUAUUCGAGCACACAAGGUUGUCUUGUCUGCUUGUAGUCAGUAUUUUAACGAGCUUUUCAAGGUGCUGCAUCCAAUACAACACCCUGUUGUAGUUAUACCAGGGACAACAUUUUCAGAUCUGUGUGCACUUGUAACAUUCAUGUAUAGUGGAGAAGUUAACAUAUAUCAGGAACAGCUUCAGGGUCUCUUAAGCAUGGCAGAUGCCAUGCAGAUCAGAGGACUAGCUGAAGUCAGUGGGGGUGGAAAAAAUACUGUUCCAAGAAAGGAAAAUUGUGGACAAAUGAAACGUUCGAGGUUGUCUAUGCAGACACCCGGAGGGACAGACAUUAUGAAUGCAGAAGGAAGUAGUGACCAGUGUGGACUACAGCCCUUGCAGGCAGAACCUGUUGCUAACAAUUCACAAUAUCAGAAGGGCAGAAAUGACAGUAAGUGUGGAUUCCCCAACAGGCGAACAUUGACAGCCCAGCACUCUAAAGAUGAUGCAAGUAUACAGCACAGUAGUGGAAUAAAGCAUGAAUUAGGGAAUUGCAAGGCAGCCACUGAUACAUUGGAGCAUUUUUCUGAGUUACAGACACCUGAGUAUACAAGUAGCUCAGCAUCUCUCAAUGACAAAGAUGGGGCAAGCUAUGCUAAGGACAAGACAUCAUCUGCAAUUCCAAGUCUUAGUUCUGUACAAGAGUCAAUGUCUCAAAUUAAGGUUGAGACUGAAAUGGACACCAGUGAGAUGAAUAACACUCAGGAAACGCUGGAUGUUUUUGUAGAAUCUGAUUACAAAUCAUCAGCGAGAGUGUCUCACUCCAGUAACGCUAAUGAAAAACAUCAGUUGUACAGUAAUGAAAUGGAUGUUAUAUUGGGGCAACAGUCCCCUCCUUCAGAUGACUCUGGUGGAAGUAUCUGUAACACAGACAGAAUGCAACAUAGUUCAAACUCAGCUUUAACCAGUUUGAAACUGAAAGCUUCAUCUGGCCAAUUUAGUAAAUUCUAUCUUCCAAAUCCCACUACAAGCAACACUAGCAAGCUAUAUGCCACAUGCUUUGUUUGUGGUAAACAGCUAAGCAACCAGUAUAAUUUGCGUGUCCAUCUGGAAACACAUCAGAAUGUUAAUUAUGCAUGUAGUGUUUGUAGUCAUAUAUCCAGGUCUCGGGAUGCUCUGAGAAAGCAUGUAUCUUAUAGGCACCCUGGUGAAGCUCGGGAAAAAGUAGGUUUUGGGGGUCUUAUAAAAGAUGCUCGUAUUUCUGGAGGAAGUGCUUCAAGCACAUCAAAGAAAUCUAAAAUAACAGAUAAUACUGAGGAUGAUAAACCUGUCUCAACAUAAAAGAUAUAUUUCUGGAAACAAAAUAUCAAUACUAGUAUAGAUGAAGAGUCUUGAUUGCAGGAAAUUACUAUUUAUAGUUGUAUAUAAUUUACUCGGAAUCUGUAAAAGUCAUUUUCAACAAUACCAAAUACAUUUCCUUGUUGGUUUUAAUGUUAAAAAGAGCUUUAUAUGUUAAAGAUUUUAUGUAUACACAUACAAACUAGUAUGUCAUUGUUUUUAAGCAUUUUAGCAUAAUGUUUGGAAUGCUUUAAUGUGUGUGUGUGUGUGUGUGUGUGUGUGUGUGUGUGUGUGUGUGUCUGUGUGUGUGUGUGUGUGUGUGUGUUUUGAAAAAAUGAAGUGUAAGAAAAGUUUGAAUAUGAAUUCACCAAAGUGUUUUUCCACCUUUAUUAUAUACAAAUAUAUUCUAAGAUACUGAUAUUCACAGCUAACAGAAACAAGAGUCUUUCAUUCGCACUUGUGCCUUAAUAUAUCUGUAUUUUACUGUAACACCAAAAACUAAAUGAAAAUGUUAUUUUCUCUGUAAAUUUUUAUGAAAAAAUAUUACGCUUAAGAGGUAAUAGUGCCUACUGUGCAAUAUGUGAAAGUACCUGUGGAUUAAGCCAAAUUAUUAAAUAUUUUAUAAUAACUAAAAUCAUAAUUUUGUAAGUGACUGGGAAUGUUAACCAAGAAAAAUUAUUUCUUGUAGACUUAUUAAAUUAUCAUCUUUGCUGUGAGGUCUUGCAUUAAGAGUGUGUGUAAUGUUAUUAGUGGACAAAAAUGUAUAGAAUUAUAAAACAAAAUAGCCUUAGGUACUUAUAUUGUCUUCAGUCAUCAUUGUCAUUCUUGUACAAAGUUUUUUUUUGUAUACUGUUCAAGUAGAUAAACAACAAAAAAUGUUUUAUGUGUUAGUUGACACAGACAUCAUAAAUUCGUACAUCCUUUAAAGGACAGGAGGGGUUGGAAGAAGUGGAAUGAUUGAAUAAGAAACCAAUACUUGGGGUGAACAGACAUACAAUGGAACAGGACAAAUAAAUUAAAAAGCCCAUUCCCUUUAGUUUAGGAGAUGAAGGAAUACCUAAUUCCAAAAGCUAAAGUUUAUGUUGAUUUUUAUUCAUAUCUGUUGUUCCUGCCAUCUGAUAUAUAUUACUUGAGAAGACCUACUGAAGUCCUUGUCAGAGUGCAAGCACCAUUGUGUUUACAUUUGAGAAAGGGAUAGCAACAGCAAUACACUUCAUUAUCCAUACAACUGAAGUACCUUCGUGCACUUCACUCAUAUCUGCCAACAAUUAAAUAUUCCUCACAACUUUCUCUUUAGUAUUUCUUAUGCCACUUCAUCAGCGUUUA
Molecule: messenger RNA, 3213 nt
Organism: Schistocerca piceifrons (Central American locust)
Lineage: Eukaryota; Metazoa; Arthropoda; Insecta; Orthoptera; Acrididae
Product: protein abrupt
Exons: 5
Coding region: 451-1890 (479 amino acids)
Biological process (GO): regulation of transcription by RNA polymerase II
Cellular component (GO): nucleus
Molecular function (GO): protein binding
Source: RefSeq, a predicted model, not a curated record